Molecule: messenger RNA, 1745 nt
Organism: Dendrobium catenatum
Lineage: Eukaryota; Viridiplantae; Streptophyta; Magnoliopsida; Asparagales; Orchidaceae
Product: mitogen-activated protein kinase 2
Exons: 6
Coding region: 480-1598 (372 amino acids)
Biological process (GO): protein phosphorylation; intracellular signal transduction
Cellular component (GO): nucleus; cytoplasm
Molecular function (GO): MAP kinase activity; ATP binding
Source: RefSeq, a predicted model, not a curated record
UGUGUUGCGGUUCUUUCUCUAUGUGGGUGCCGCCGUGAUGUUUGAUCGACUCAUCGUGUACUAAUUUCCACAGUGAUGUUUUCUGCAUCUGUGUGAGAGGCGAAGUUUUUGAUUUUUUAGGGAAAGAUAAGGGAAGAGAGGCAAAGCUCAUGCCUUUUGACCUUUCCACGCUCGCUGGCAGUCGUUCAACUCGUCUUCUCAAUUUGCUUUCAACUCAAAAAAGUUUGGCUUGCUAUUAUCUCUUUCUCGUGUGUUGAACACUGAGAUGCGAGGAAGGUAAGAUGAAAAGCUAAAUAUAAAGCUUUAUUAAAAGUGGCCGAAAGAAAGGGAAAACAACGUUAACCUUCCCAUUUUCACGGAUUUCAGCUCAAGUCGCCUCCUUUCUAUCUAUUCCCGUUCUUCACAGCUGUAGAUCCCCAUCCGCCUGCUUUAUUUUGACAAGUAGGGGAAGAAAGGAGGGAGUUUGUUGAACGGAGGCAAUGGAGUCGGGUUCUGCUUCCGGUGAGGGGCAGAUAAAGGGAGUUCUUACUCAUGGCGGUCGGUAUGUGCAGUACAAUAUUUACGGCAACCUAUUCGAGGUCUCUACCAAAUACGUUCCACCCUUACGGCCGGUGGGCAGAGGUGCUUAUGGCAUUGUCUGUGCUGCAGUGAAUUCAAAGACACGUGAAGAGGUUGCUAUCAAGAAGAUUGGCAAUGCAUUUGACAAUAGAGUUGAUGCUAAGAGAACCUUAAGAGAAAUAAUGCUUCUUCGUCAUUUGAAUCAUGAAAAUAUAAUUGCCAUCAAGGACAUCAUCCGCCCUCCAAAUAAGGAAACUUUCAAUGAUGUCUAUAUUGUUUAUGAACUCAUGGAUACAGAUCUUCAUCAAAUAAUUCGCUCCAACCAGUCAUUGAAUGAUGAUCAUUGUCAGUAUUUCCUCUAUCAGAUACUACGAGGACUAAAAUAUGUACACUCAGCACAUGUGUUACAUCGUGAUCUUAAGCCUAAUAACCUGUUCCUGAAUGCAAAUUGUGAUCUUAAAAUUGGAGAUUUUGGUUUGGCAAGAACAACAUCAGAAGCAGACUUCAUGACAGAAUAUGUUGUUACUCGUUGGUAUAGAGCACCAGAAUUGCUCCUUAACUGUUCUGAGUAUACUGCGGCCAUCGAUAUUUGGUCCGUUGGGUGCAUUCUUGGGGAAAUCGUGACCAGAGAGCCUUUAUUUCCAGGAAAGGACUAUGUACAUCAACUUAGGUUGAUCACUGAGCUGAUAGGUUCCCCAGAUGACUCUAGCCUUGGGUUUCUUCGAAGUGAUAACGCCAGGAGAUACGUAAGACAGCUUCCACAUUAUCCAAAGCAGCAAUUUUCCCUCAGGUUUCCUAGCAUGUCUCCUGGAGCCAGGGAUUUACUUGAGAGAAUGCUAGUAUUCGACCCAAGCAAGAGAAUUACAGUUGAUGAAGCUCUUUCUCACCCAUAUUUAGCUUCUCUUCAUGACAUAAACGAUGAACCUGUUAGCCAUACACCCUUCAGUUUCGAAUUCGAACAACCGGCAGUAACUGAAGAAGAUAUCAAACUACUCAUCUACAGAGAGUCUUUGAACUACAAUCCUGAUCCAGUUCACUAGAUUGAACUCUCUUCAUCUGUAAAUCUUAUGAAAGAUUUCUUGUUGUUGUUUUGUUGGCUAUGUUUGUGUAACUGGAAAAUAGUGGCAAGAUUUAUUCAUAAUGUAUUGAGCUCUCAUUACUUUAAUUUGAAACUAGCUGCUUGUUUU